AUGUCUGCUGAGUGCCCUGAUCCUGGGCCAGGAGAGCCACAGAGCCAGGCCCUGAGACCAGGUGGUCAUUAUGGGACGUUGGUCUCAGGUCWGUGUCCCCCUCCCAGCACGCCUGCCCCAUGGAGCCUGCCUCGCUGGAGAGCAUACGUGGCUGCUGCAGUUCUCUGCUACAUCAACCUCCUGAACUACAUGAACUGGUUCAUCAUCGCAGGAGUGCUGUUGGAUGUGCAGAAGUUCUUUCAGAUCAGCGACAGCAAUGCUGGUUUGCUUCAGACAGUCUUCAUAGGCUGCCUGCUGCUUUCUGCACCCGUGUUUGGCUACCUGGGUGACCGCCACAGCCGCAAGGCCACGCUGAGCUUCGGGAUUCUGCUGUGGUCAGGGGCUGGCCUCUCCAGCUCCUUCAUCUCUCCUAAGUAUUCCUGGCUCUUCUUCCUGUCCCGAGGAGUCGUGGGCACAGGCACAGCCAGCUACUCCACCAUCGCACCCACAGUYUUGGGUGACCUCUUCGUGAAGGACCAGAGGACCCGUGUGCUGGCCAUCUUCUACAUCUUCAUCCCUGUGGGGAGUGGUCUGGGCUACGUGCUGGGGUCGGCUGUGGCGGAGCUAACAGGCAACUGGYGCUGGGCCCUUCGAAUCAUGCCCUGCCUGGAGGCUGUCGCCUUGAUCCUGCUUAUCCUGCUGGUUCCAGACCCUCCUCGAGGAGCAGCUGAGAAGCAGGGGGAGAAGGCUGUGGGGACCCUGAGGAGCAGCUGGUGUGAGGACGUCAGAUACCUGGGAAGAAACUGGAGUUUUGUGUGGUCGACCCUCGGAGUGACAUCCAUGGCUUUUGUGACUGGAGCCCUGGGCUUCUGGGCCCCCAAGUUUCUGUUUGAGGCCCGUGUGAUCCACGGGUGGCAGGUUCCUGAUUUCCAGGAACCAGGAAGCAGCCAGGACAGCCUGAUCUUUGGAACACUGACUGUUGUGACUGGUAUUAUUGGUGUCAUCCUGGGGGCAGAGGCUGCGAGGAGGUACAAGAAAGUCAAUCCAAGGGCCGAACCCCUCAUCUGUGCCUCCAGUCUGCUUGCCACAGCCCCUUGCCUCUACCUGGCUCUUGUCCUGGCCCCAACCACCCUCCUGGCCUCCUAUGUGUUCCUGGCCCUGGGAGAGCUGCUUCUGUCUUGCAACUGGGCUGUGGUAGCUGACAUCCUGCUGUCUGUGGUGGUGCCCAGGUGCCGGGGGACAGCAGAGGCGCUUCAGAUCACAGUGGGCCACAUCCUGGGAGACKCGGGCAGCCCCUAUCUCACUGGACUUAUCUCUAGUGCCCUGCGGGCCAGGCGCCUGGACUCCUAUCUGCAGCGCUUCCUCAGCCUGCAGCAGAGCUUCCUGUGCUGUGCCUUUGUCAUCGUCCUGGGUGGUGGCUGCUUCCUGCUAACGGCACUGCACCUGGAGAGAGACCAGGCCCAGGCCCAGGCGCAGGCCCAGGCCCAGCAGCCUGACACAGGGACCCUGGACAGCAAGGACAUGGAGAGCAAAGGCCUGCUUUCUGGCAUCAGCACCUCCACAGAGGACCCCUGAGGCUCCUGCCCUGCAGCAAGGAGACCCCCUGCCAUGUCCACGCUCCUCCCACUGGUCCCACAGUGGCAGUGCCUCUGCCCAC
Molecule: messenger RNA, 1636 nt
Organism: Urocitellus parryii (Arctic ground squirrel)
Lineage: Eukaryota; Metazoa; Chordata; Mammalia; Rodentia; Sciuridae
Gene: Spns3
Product: SPNS lysolipid transporter 3, sphingosine-1-phosphate (putative)
Biological process (GO): transmembrane transport
Cellular component (GO): membrane
Molecular function (GO): transmembrane transporter activity
Source: RefSeq, a predicted model, not a curated record